GCCAUCUGCAUCUUCGCCUCCGCACCUGUCGCGACAUACCUGAUAUCCCUCCUUUAACUCCGCAUUACCUCCUCAGUCGCACGCUCUUACUUCUUUUUUUAUAGCGCCUUCGUAAUAAUGGCCAACUACCUCGCCUCCAUCUUCGGAACCGAGCAAGACAAAGUCAACUGCUCUUUUUACUACAAGAUCGGCGCCUGCAGACACGGUGACCGCUGCUCGCGCAAACAUGUCAAGCCCUCAUACUCGCAGACGAUCCUCAUGCCGAACAUGUACCAAAAUCCCGCGUACGACCCCAAGAGCAAGAUGAACCCCAGCCAGCUGCAGAACCACUUCGAUGCCUUCUACGAGGAUGUCUGGUGUGAGAUGUGCAAGUACGGCGAGCUGGAGGAGUUAGUUGUGUGCGAUAACAAUAAUGACCAUCUCAUCGGGAAUGUCUACGCCCGAUUCAAGUACGAAGAAGAUGCACAGGCAGCUUGUGAUACGCUGAACUCCCGAUGGUACGCCGCGCGACCAAUAUAUUGCGAGCUAUCACCGGUUACCGAUUUCCGAGAAGCGUGCUGUCGUCUAAAUAGUGGCGAGGGGUGUGUUCGUGGCGGGUUCUGCAACUUCAUUCACCGGAAAGAUCCCAGCAACGAGCUGGACCGGGAGCUUCGCCUCAGCACGAAGAAGUGGUUGAAGGACCGUGGUCGCGAUGCGCGAAGUGUCAGUCGCAGUCCGAGCCCGGAGCCCACACGGCGGAGAUAUUAGGCUUUGAUGUUUGUUUCAUACGGGGCGUUGGGAAAAUGCUGCUUGUACUUUUAGUUAUGAUAUCAAGCCCUUUCUAGUAAUGGCAUUGCAAUAUCUUCCAUAUCUUCC
This is a messenger RNA of Aspergillus versicolor CBS 583.65, 855 nucleotides long. Its product is annotated as zinc finger CCCH domain-containing RNA-binding protein. Gene Ontology annotation, biological process: mRNA splicing, via spliceosome. Bases 118 to 747 code for a protein of 209 amino acids. Gene Ontology annotation, cellular component: U2AF complex; spliceosomal complex. Lineage: Eukaryota; Fungi; Ascomycota; Eurotiomycetes; Eurotiales; Aspergillaceae. Gene Ontology annotation, molecular function: pre-mRNA 3'-splice site binding; metal ion binding. The transcript has 2 exons. The record is from RefSeq and is a predicted model, not a curated record.